AUGCCGCUAGAAGAUGGUUAUAUAUCGGACUCAGAGGGGUCUCUGUAUGACGAAGUAAUAACUCGGUCACUGACCGCGUACGAGCCCCCUGAUUAUGAACUGGAUCACAACUCCAGAAUACCUUUGACAAAUGAGGUACAGUCCGAGAAUCAACGACUAAACGCCGAUGUUCAACAACAGAGCGACCUGCUACUCGAAGAAUUAUCUGGAAAUGGUUUCGAGUCUGGAGCAAAUAUCGAACUUGCUCGAAAACCACAGUCAAGUAGGGAAUCCGCUACUCAAAACAAAAUUGAUCUUCCACCAGGAUCCCAAGAAGAUAGAGAGCAACCUCAAUUACCAAUAAUUCCUGACUCCAGCAUUACAACCACUAUAUCUGCUGAAAGUAGUACGUCUGACGGUUUAUCUACUGAACAUCCACAUACCGCUCAAACUUCUCUGGAAGAAAAUGAAAUAGUUAAUGCUGUUGCCAUCGUCGAGGCUAGAAGUGGUAGAAGUCUUCGUCAGCGGACAGUCUUGCAACUACACCCUUAUACAUUAGAGUAUGAGCUUUAUCGUAGAUCUUUAAAGAGUAGAGGUAUAAGGCCAGUUGUCGUUCCAAGUCAAGGUAAAUCAUCCGGCCCAGAUCCACAACUGCCACAGAAUUCAAGUUCCCAGCAAGAGACGCCAUCUCAGUCUCAACUAUAUCCAGAAAGCAUGGGCGAUGAUAUGAAUUCUGAAGAUAUUGCAUACGAGGAGAAUAACGAGACCUUUGGUACAACCUUUUCUUCUCCUCCCCCAUCUUCACCUAUUCCACCAGUUUCCCUGCCUUCCAAAACUACUAAAGGCCGAGCCGCAAAACUAAAAGCUUUAGAUCCCGACGAACACCUAUAUGCCAAUGCAUUUUCUCAAGGAAGUUCAGCUGCAAGCUCUGAGGAUGAAGCCAUUGAUCGCAUUUUGCUCGCCAAACAACGUCGCCGCAGACAACUAUUCAAGACUAUAGCACGCCCUGAGACAGAAUCGCAUUCAAGACCAAAUUCAGGUACAGACUCGGCAGAUAGCUCGAAAUUUAACUCAAGUUCAGACAGUGGCGAAUCAGAUUCCGAAUCAGAACCAGAGCUGGCUUCUGAAAUAGAGCUCCUGAAAAAGAAGGUGCGUGGUGUUCUUCCACCAUCAUUUAUUACUAUUGAUUAUACUCUGCAGCAUCAAAACAAGAACAAAACAAACAAGAAGAAGACUAAUUCAAGCACCGAGAAUAAUCAUAAGGGUGUCGCGAGAAAAAAGAUAGGAAACUCCACUCAAAGGCCAUUGUCGCCUGCUCCUUUUGGAUUCACGUCUUCUCGGACAGCUUCCCCUCCUGCAUAUACCCGGACCACACCUAAAGCACCGUCCUUAACGCCACCUGUUCUUGCAUCCCCUAUACGAACAGAUUCAGUCGAUAAUAAUCACCGCCCAAUACUAAUCUCGUCGGACGAUGACUUCGGCCUGCCGGGCCAAUUCGAGCCUUUGGACGACUUAGUCGACCCUUCUGACAUGGAGGAUGACCAUAUUGACACAAUGAAUGGUCCUUCCAAGGGCGGAUCGUCCAGGAAUCCUCAAACUAGACCCAGGAAAAGGCUCGCUCAGUCAACAAUAGACGGUAAUUCAAAAGAUACAAGAUAUAAGCAUAAAAGGCCUAGGGGCAGUGUUAGACACACAAACCACCAGACAAGGAUCACUGGUAAAUCGACUAAGAGACGGCCCCAAGGGCAUCAUAAUUCCAAAGUGACAGCUGAGGCCAGGCAAAGUCAGAAUUCUACUACUCAGCAAAUGAGCAUUGUUGAUCUCAUUGAUAAUUCUACUUCUACCGAACGUAAUAAUAUGCCAAGGUUUUCACUGAUUGCACAGAGAAGUGCUCUUUUGAAGGCUCAUGAACAACGCUUGGAUUCUCCGACUCACAAAUAUAUUGUUAUCAAUGAUGGCGACGAGUCGCACCCAGAACUCAAAACACUGAAGCGGUGGAAGAGGGGUCGUUUAAGACAAACAAACAAACUUGGUUCCUAUAGCAAUGUGCGACAGCACCAUCAGAGUGUUCGUAGUGAUAACAAUUACAGGACUGCUCCUACAUCUGUUCGAGAAAGAAAGGAACAGAGUAAGCCCAGGAGAAAGUUGCCUACUCAACUGCUUACAAAGAAGAACCCAAGUUUAUCUGUGGUUUCUCGGGGAAAUUCCUACUAUCAGUCGAAAUCUCCCCAGUUUAGAACCACCAUCAUUGAAAUUGAGAGCGGAGAAUAUUCGGUAGCCAAGCCUAUGAAUAGCGUAAGACCAAAGCAAUACCCAGCUUUAUCCCCAUUACAGUCAAUAUCGCCUGGAAUGCGUCCAAUGUAUCCUCUCCGGCAUGAAAAUCUCCCAAGAACCCACUCAAAUUCGUCACUUUCUUUUGCAUCCUCUAGACCUGAAGUGGAAAACAACCGUGUUACACGAGAAUAUAAGAGCAAGAAGCAAAUCCUACGGCCACCGCAGAGGAGAACGGAAUACGAUGAUACACAGCUUGUGGGUGACAUGGACCACCUGCAGCCAAUAACAUCCCUUGUAGGUGCUCCCCAUUUGUCGUCAAUGGAUGCAGUACCCAAUCGCCCCUUUCAGGGCCGAAGGUUUUACUCAUAUCAAUUCGACGUCCAACCAUUUGCUCAUGAUGUGGUUUUUGCCACUGAUACUAUUGUCUACAAUUGUGUAGUACAGAGGCCUUUGGGGUCUAAGAGGGAUGCUAUUUUUCUAGGCAAUGGCAUAGGACUCGUUGAGGCUAAAGUUGAAGACCAUGGAUUGAGAAUUCCAAAAAUAUCAGAAGCAUACAAUAGAUUUCAUAUUUGGAUCGAAGACUGCCUCUCUCCUGAGGUAGCAUCUAAAGACUACUCUCUAGAUGUCUAUGAGUUUUUCCUCUUUGUUCUACCACUUGUUUCUGACGGAAAUUCACCUAGUUACGACCAGGACUUUGUCAAGGAACUUUCUAGGUUAACUCUAGGGCUGGUAGCUGAUAUUUUGGAUGUAUGGUCUAGACCCUUUGCCAAUACAAAAAUGAGUACCGCCUCUUCAGAGUUUGCCCAACUUACAUUUACCACCGCUUCCCUAUGCCUGCUUCUCCUUCACCGGCUAAAGGAUUUGCUCAAGACAGACCCAACUACUAUGUAUAGUCAUUCUAAUGCCAUCAGGAACCUUGGAGGCAAGCUGGUGCAACUUAUAGUAAGUAACUUUCUACCUGAGGUGAGCAAUAUCAUGAGAUCACACAGAAGCACGUCGAAUAGAGUUAUUACCAGGACAAGCUAUAUUCUGGAAAUAAUUUAUAUCGCUAUCCAUGUUUUGGACAAUGAAGUCAAAGGCGAUGGAUUUUAUGAUAUGUUGAACAGUGUCAUUACACUUCCCCAGCUCUUGCGUAAUCCCGAAGAUUUAGACUCAGUGGAACGUGUGUGGCAUUCAGUUUUCAUAUUUUCGGCAGUAUAUAAGCUUCCAAAGUUAACACUGCAAUCAAACUGGAAGUUAGUAAACAUAUUGCAAGGUCUGACAUUGACAACUUUCGAUAGCCCUGGGCAGCAAACGUUGGCCAUUCCCUACCAGCGAGUAUUUUUAGUUCGGUGCUUGAAAUUGGCAACAGAUUGGAAAUGGGAAAACAAUCCUGCAUUGUGCAUUUCUAUUUACAAAUUUUUUGCUGGCCGAAGAUUUUCAAACAUUGAACCCUCCGUUCCCUCUGGAUUAUCGCCGUUUUUGUCGAAUGGAAAUUUCACUGAAGUCGUGACCACCGACUCUGCAUAUAAUAUCUUCUUAAAGCUUGUAGCUUGGACAAUAUGCUUUUUCCAGGGUGACGAUAAUAGGCUCAGAAAAUUCAUUGGUAUCCUCACUCCUCUCAAUGGUCGCUUGUACCCUAUGUCAUCAGGACUAAAGGUUACAGAUUUAGACGCACUGGGUAACCAGUAUUCACUCUUGUUGGUCCAAUUCAAAUAUGGUCGUCCUAGCACUCGUCCCACCAUUGAUCAUUUCAGAUCAUUCAUAGUGCUAGAACAAUCGCACAUAUUAGCGAGAAAUCUAAGUUUAGAGGCAUGGUUUGUGGUGACGAAACUCCUGCUUGAGCAAGAUAUGGACCUCGAUGACACUAUGAAAUGGUUCGCAGAGAUUGUGGACAGUGCCCUGAAAGAUACACGAAAAACGGGAAGAUACACCUCAAACCUCGAACGAGAACUUGAUUACCAGAACGUAGUAACUUAUCAAAAGUUCUUUGAGAAAGCGGUAGUUUCCAUAGACAAACUGGUUUCCAACCAAGCGGUGAUUUCGAAAUCCCGUCAGUGGAUGAAUCUUCUAACUCCUUGUAAGUAUAGACAAAUUCCUUGA
Sugiyamaella lignohabitans is the source of this 4335-nucleotide messenger RNA. It is a transcript of the gene mus7, whose product is annotated as DNA repair protein Mus7/Mms22. NCBI's taxonomy places the organism in Eukaryota, Fungi, Ascomycota, Dipodascomycetes, Dipodascales, Trichomonascaceae. Bases 1 to 4335 code for a protein of 1444 amino acids. The transcript has a single exon. The record is from RefSeq and is a predicted model, not a curated record. Gene Ontology annotation, cellular component: Cul8-RING ubiquitin ligase complex; nucleus. Gene Ontology annotation, biological process: replication fork processing; double-strand break repair via homologous recombination.